AUGAAGAAUGGAAGAGAAAUGUCAUUAGAUUAUGUGUUAAAUUUAGAGAUACCGUUCACCACUUCCAGACAAGCCCAAAUUGCCGCUAAGGUGUUAGUACCAGAUCCAAUUUUGAAACCUCAAGAUUUCCAAGUUGAAUAUUUGUCUCAAGAUAAUAUACUUGCUGUUCAUUUCAGAGGUAUUGAUGAUCGAGUACUUCGGGUGGGUGUAAGUAGUGUUAUCGAUAGCAUCAAGACAAUAAUUGAAACGAUAGAUGAGCUGGAUUAG
Messenger RNA from Naumovozyma castellii, 267 nucleotides. It is a transcript of the gene PCC1, whose product is annotated as chromatin DNA-binding EKC/KEOPS complex subunit PCC1. The transcript has 2 exons. Lineage: Eukaryota; Fungi; Ascomycota; Saccharomycetes; Saccharomycetales; Saccharomycetaceae. The coding region runs from base 1 to 267 and encodes 88 amino acids. The record is from RefSeq and is a predicted model, not a curated record.